AUGCCGCCCACACCAUUCGCCCCAUCUCAUCAGACGCCCUUCAAAUCCAGCGUGUCCACCGCCAUGUCAGGUGCGCGAGCCAGCGCGCGUCUUCGGUCCGACUGCGAAUCGCAAGUGUGGCCACCUGCACCUGGAAGCAUACAUGCGCAAGAUUUGGAUGCGAGGGAAUGGAGUUAUCUGGCCGAAGGGGGUAAGAAUCUGUUGCUCAGGUAUUGCGGAGAGAGCAAGAGGGGAGAAGGAUGGCCCUUUGUGCGGACAGGUGGCAGAGAAGCAUUGGCGCUGCGUGUUGUGA
Ceraceosorus bombacis is the source of this 292-nucleotide messenger RNA. The record is from the annotation of a GenBank genome assembly. NCBI's taxonomy places the organism in Eukaryota, Fungi, Basidiomycota, Exobasidiomycetes, Ceraceosorales, Ceraceosoraceae.